AUGUACGAGAAGUGUAUGCAGGAUCUAAGUUCCAAUGAGGUUACGACUGCCCCAGGACCCGCACUGAUCUAUCGUACUAUCGGAGGCAUCCUUGACAUGUACUUCUUCCCAGGUCCCACUCCAGGAGAAGUAACAGAGCAGUAUCUUGCGUUGAUUGGAAGGCCUUUCUUGCCAGCUUAUUGGGGACUCGGAUAUCAGAUAUCCCGAUAUGGCUAUAAAGACCUAGACGAGAUGAAGCGAAUAAUCGAGAGAAAUGUGGUAGCUGGAAUUCCAUUGGAUACAGCUGGUGCGCAGUUUAUUGAAUGGGAGCGGGAAGAUCAAGUGCCUAGGGCAAUACAAGAUCAAUACCCUCUAGUAAGGGACACAAAAAUAAUGUUGGGCGUGGUUUGGCCAGAUGAACAUACUGCGUUCCCAGACUUUUUUGACUCCACCAACAAAACCACCGAAUGGUGGAUUGAUGAAUUUGUGAGAUUCCAUGAGGGAGUAUGUUUGCCACCAAUUUUUACUCAGACUUUACCGCAAUGUUUGUAUUUUAAGGUGCCAUACGAUGGUAUCUGGAUUGAUAUGAAUGAACCAGCAGUUUUCGGUACCAAUGAAAAUUAUCCAUGGUACUUCAAUGAUACAGAUCAUCCAAAUAUUGCCCCACUGAAAUGUCCAAUCAACCCACAAGAUGAAGACGCGGUGUGGGACAUGCCACCCUUUAAAACUCAUGCAGUCUGGCGAUAUGAGAAGGACGGACAGAAGUCUUAUCUAUCCACCAAGACAAUGUGUAUGUGUGCGGUGCAAGGCAAAUAUCGCUUUUAUGACACUAAGAAUCUCUAUGGGUGGAGCAAAGCCAGAGCUACUCAGCAAGCCCAAUACAACGCUACGGGAACAAGAGGAGUAGUGGUGACGAGGGCGUUUCAAAUUAAGUACUUUUCACACGUUAGUAUGUAACU
This is a messenger RNA of Cylicostephanus goldi, 938 nucleotides long. Lineage: Eukaryota; Metazoa; Nematoda; Chromadorea; Rhabditida; Strongylidae. The record is from the annotation of a GenBank genome assembly.